Messenger RNA from Phacochoerus africanus (Common warthog), 4152 nucleotides. It is a transcript of the gene GRM6, whose product is annotated as glutamate metabotropic receptor 6. Lineage: Eukaryota; Metazoa; Chordata; Mammalia; Artiodactyla; Suidae. Bases 291 to 3005 code for a protein of 904 amino acids. The record is from RefSeq and is a predicted model, not a curated record. Gene Ontology annotation, molecular function: adenylate cyclase inhibiting G protein-coupled glutamate receptor activity. The transcript has 9 exons. Gene Ontology annotation, biological process: regulation of synaptic transmission, glutamatergic; G protein-coupled glutamate receptor signaling pathway. Gene Ontology annotation, cellular component: membrane.
GCGGGGGGGAGGGCUGGAGCGGUGGAGACAGUGGUCCGGCUGGGAGACCCGGGUGAUGAGUUUCGGAGGGUGUGAGAGGCAGGUGGCCAGGGAAGGCUGACCGCGCUGAAGCCCCAUCUCCUCUCCAGCUGCCUUGGCCAACAAUUAUUUACUGCGUGCUUCCCUUCUCCCCAAGGCUCGGGGCUCCCUCGCCUGUCCCCCCACCCUGUUCUCCCUUUGCCCGGCGUUCAGAGCGUUCUCCUGUUCUGUUCUCUUCCCCGCCCCGUCUUCCUCCCGCUGCGCCCGAGCGGAUGGCCGGGCUCCUGACUCUGAUGCCGCCGCUGCUGGCGCUGGCGCAGGCGGGCGUGGCGGGCGCCGCGGGCUCCGUGCGCCUGGCGGGCGGCCUCACGCUGGGCGGCCUGUUCCCCGUGCACGCGCGGGGAGCGGCGGGCAGGGCGUGCGGGCCGCUGAAGAAGGAGCAAGGAGUGCACCGGCUCGAGGCCAUGCUGUAUGCGCUGGACCGCGUGAACGCCGACCCGGACCUGCUGCCCGGGGUGCGCCUGGGCGCCCGGCUGCUCGACACCUGCUCGCGGGACACGUACGCGCUGGAGCAGGCGCUGAGCUUCGUGCAGGCGCUGAUCCGCGGCCGCGGCGACGGCGACGAGGCGGCAGUGCGCUGCCCCGGAGGCGUCCCCCCGCUGCGCGCCGCGCCCCCCGAGCGCGUGGUGGCUGUCGUGGGCGCCUCGGCCAGCUCUGUCUCCAUCAUGGUCGCCAACGUGCUGCGUCUGUUUGCGAUACCCCAGAUUAGCUACGCCUCCACAGCCCCUGAGCUCAGCGACUCCACACGCUAUGACUUCUUCUCCCGCGUGGUGCCACCUGACUCUUACCAGGCCCAGGCCAUGGUAGACAUCGUGCGGGCACUGGGAUGGAACUACGUGUCCACGCUGGCCUCUGAGGGCAACUAUGGCGAGAGUGGGGUUGAGGCCUUUGUGCAAAUUUCCCGAGAGGCUGGGGGGGUCUGUAUUGCCCAGUCCAUCAAGAUUCCCAGAGAACCAAAGCCUGGAGAGUUCAACAAGGUGAUCAGGAGACUCAUGGAGACACCCAACGCCAGGGGCAUCAUCAUCUUUGCCAACGAGGAUGACAUCAGGAGGGUCUUGGAGGCUGCACGCCAGGCCAACCUGACAGGCCACUUCCUGUGGGUUGGCUCAGACAGCUGGGGAGCCAAGAUCUCACCCAUUCUGAACCUGGAAGAAGUGGCUCUGGGGGCCAUCACCAUCCUGCCCAAAAGGGCCUCCAUCGAUGGAUUUGACCAGUAUUUCAUGACUCGCUCCCUGGAGAACAACCGUCGGAACAUCUGGUUUGCCGAGUUCUGGGAAGAGAAUUUUAACUGCAAGCUGAUCAGCUCAGGUACCCAGUCAGACGAUUCCACCCGCAAAUGCACAGGUGAGAGCUGCCCAGAGUGGCAAGGGUGGCACGGGAGAAGGUGGGAAGACAGGCUGGUCACCUGGGGGCCAGGCACGCUUCCUCUGGGCAUCCCUAGGACAGGCGAGGAACGCAUCGGCCGGGACUCUGCCUACGAGCAGGAGGGGAAGGUGCAAUUUGUGAUCGACGCUGUGUACGCCAUCGCCCACGCCCUCCACAGCAUGCACCAGGCCCUCUGCCCUGGGCACACAGGCCUGUGCCCGGCCAUGGAGCCCACCGAUGGGCGGACACUGCUACAGUAUAUUCGAGCCGUACGUUUCAAUGGCAGUGCAGGAACCCCUGUGAUGUUCAAUGAGAAUGGGGACGCACCAGGGCGAUACGACAUCUUCCAGUAUCAGGCGACCAACGGCAGUGCGGGCAGCGGUGGCUACCAGGCCGUGGGCCAGUGGGCGGAGACCCUCAGGCUGGACGUGGAAGCCCUGCAGUGGUCGGGAGACCCCCACGAGGUCCCCGCGUCUCAGUGCAGCCUGCCCUGUGGGCCAGGGGAGCGGAAAAAGAUGGUGAAGGGUGUCCCCUGCUGUUGGCACUGCGAGGCCUGCGACGGCUACCGCUUCCAGGUGGACGAGUUCACGUGCGAGGCCUGCCCCGGGCACAUGAGGCCCACGCGCAACCACACGGGCUGCCGCCCCACACCCGUGGUCCGCCUGUCCUGGUCCUCGCCCUGGGCAGCCCCGCCCCUCCUCCUGGCCAUGCUGGGCAUCAUGGCCACCACCACGGUGGUGGCCACCUUUGUGCGGCACAACAACACGCCCAUCGUCCGGGCUUCCGGCCGCGAGCUCAGCUACGUCCUCCUCACGGGCAUCUUCCUCAUUUACGCCAUCACCUUCCUCAUGGUGGCCGAGCCCGGGGCGGCUGUCUGCGCGGCUCGCAGGCUCUUCCUUGGCCUGGGCACCACCCUCAGCUACUCUGCCUUGCUCACCAAGACCAACCGCAUCUACCGCAUCUUCGAGCAAGGGAAGCGCUCGGUGACACCCCCGCCCUUCAUCAGCCCCACCUCCCAACUUGUCAUCACCUUCAGCCUCACCUCAGUGCAGGUGGUGGGAGUGAUGGCGUGGCUGGGGGCCCAGCCCCCACACAGCGUGAUCGACUAUGAAGAACAGCGGACAGUGGACCCAGAGCAGGCCAGAGGGGUGCUCAAGUGCGACAUGUCGGAUCUGUCCCUUAUCGGCUGCCUGGGCUACAGCCUCCUGCUCAUGGUCACAUGCACGGUGUAUGCCAUCAAGGCCCGUGGCGUGCCCGAGACCUUCAACGAGGCCAAGCCCAUUGGCUUCACCAUGUACACCACCUGCAUCAUCUGGCUGGCUUUUGUGCCCAUCUUCUUUGGCACUGCCCAGUCAGCUGAAAAGAUCUACAUCCAAACCACCACACUGACUGUGUCCUUAAGCCUGAGUGCGUCGGUGUCCCUCGGCAUGCUCUAUGUACCCAAAACCUACGUCAUCCUGUUCCACCCGGAGCAGAAUGUGCAGAAGCGGAAACGGAGCCUCAAGGCAACGUCCACAGUGGCUACGCCACCCAAAGGCGAGGACACAGAGGCCCCCAAGUAGCGAGCGGGGGAUGAAUGGGACAGUGGCUCCCUUUCCUCUCUUCUUUUCUUUCCCUCACUUCGUGGUGGAAGCUGUGAAGCAUCCAGGCCUGCUGUGAGCAGUCAGGGAGAGGCAUCCUCCAAGGCCACAGCCAGCAGGAUGGGGCUGGCCUGGACCCACAUGCCACAUCUCAGACCUCCUUUUCUGUGCAUGGUGGCUCGUACUCCCUCGUGGCAGUCCAGACUUUCUACUCAUGGUGGGAAACAGCUGCCAAGAGGGUUCUCCUCUGGAGAGAGACUAAGCUUACACUCACUAGUGAGAAGUUCAGGGAUCUCGACGAAGCCCUGGGCUUGGCCCACUGGGAGUGGAUUUCCCCCCUUAAGACAACCCCUAGAAUCUGGGGAUUGGGCAGCCUGUGAGAAUGUGUAGAUCCCAGAGUGAAAUUCAAGGUUAGAUCAGCAGUUUCUAUAAGAGCCCGGUGCAUCUGUAUUUUGGACUGAGGUGUGGGCUUGGGGAAAUGUUUUGUUGGUACAGAGGCAUCGGGGCCCUGAGUGAGAACCCUGUGAGAGGAGGAUGGACUGGCACAGGACGGGGCUGUGAGCAGAAGAACUGGGACGCCCCCAUGAGGUUGUUUGUGUCAAGGUCUUCUCCUCCAGAUCUUCUCUCCUGGGACCUGGGAAAUGUCCCACUUAGACUCCAGCUUUUUUCCUCUCCUAGGUACACUCCCUUAAAUGAACCCCAAGCAUUAAGAAAGUCAGAUACACCUGUGAGGUGGUAGGGGUGUGAGACCAGUGGUGUUUGCCCUCCUGUGACACCUCUGAGGGAUGGUGUUCUCGAGGUGCAGGUUGGGACCAGUGACAGAAAGAGUUGUGCCCAUGGUGAAGAUUAACUGCAAGUGGACAACUCAGGAUGGAUAUCAAAACUCUUCUCUCCCAGUAUUUACUCGCAGGUCCCUUUUGAAAGGCAGGCAAGAGGCAUGAGGAAGACGAUGCUUGGACUUUAGAUGCAUUUUUCAUUCAACUUUUUUGAACAAAAAGUUUGGUGUAAGUUAUGGAGUUUUAUUUCCCUAGGGUAGAAUUUAAAUUUGUUAUAUCGACUCUUUUUAAUCAGUAUGAGUUCUCUAGUUUUGUUUUGUUUGUUUGGUUUUUUUGGCCACAUCUGUGGCAUA